CGGCUGUGCGAAGCUGUGCCAUUUGAAUUUCAGCACAGACGCUCGCUGCGCUCCCAUUCCUGGCGCGUGUCCCAGUGCAGAGUUAGCCGAGGCUCGGGCUCAGUUUUCCCUGCUCACUCCCUGUGACAGCUUCGCCGGGCUCCGGCAGCCAGCACUCCAGAGCCACCAUGGAGGACACCACCUUGCAAAUCAUUGAGCCACCCACUGUUUCUGAGGCCUCGGAGGAGCAAGUGCCCGAGGAACCCAUCAAACCAGACCAGAUCAACGGUGUGAUGGUGCUGACCCUUCUGGACAAGAUCAUUGGAGCAGUGGAUCAGAUCCAGCUGACCCAAACACAGCUGGAGGAGAGACAGCAAGAAAUGGAUAGCGCAGUGACCAGCAUCCAGGGAGAGCUGACCAAGCUGACCAAGGCACACACCACCACCAGCAACACCGUCAACAAGAUGCUGGAGAAGGUGCGCAAGGUGAGCGUCAACGUGAAGACAGUGCGGCAGAACCUGGAGAAGCAAGCUGGGCAGAUCAAGAAGCUGGAGGCCAACGAAGCUGAGCUGCUGAAACGCAGGAACUUCAAAGUCAUGAUCUACCAGGAUGAAGUGAAGCUCCCGUCCAAACUGAGCAUCAGCAAGUCUUUAAAGGAGGGUGAAAAGCUGGAGAAGGAAGGUGAGGGUGAGGAGGUGCCUGUUGGUGAGGACCACAUGGAGGAGGACCACAUCCAGCUCUCCUCGGAUGAGGAGGUGGAGAUUGAGGAGAUUAUUGAAGAGUCACGGGCAGAGCGCAUCAAAAGGAGCGGUAUGAAGAGGGUGGAUGACUUUAAGAAGGCAUUCUCAAAGGAGAAGAUGGAGAAGACUAAGCUAAAGACCAAGGAGAACCUGGAGAAGACUCGCCACAACUUGGAGAAGACCCGCCACAACCUGGAGAAGAGGAUGAACAAACUGGGUACCAAGAUUGUGACUAACGAAAGGAGAGAGAAGAUGAAGACCUCUCGGGACAAGCUGAGAAAGUCUUUCACCCCUGACCACACCAUCUACGCCAGGUCCAAGACAGCUGUUUACAAAGUGCCACCCUUCACUUUCCAUGUCAAGAAAAUAAGAGAGGGCGAGGUGGAGGUGAAAGCCACAGAGCUGGUGGAGGUUGGUGGAGAGGAGGGAGAGAACUCAGAUCUGAUGCGUGGGGAGAGCCCCGAGAUGCACACACUGCUGGAGAUCACGGAGGAGACCGACACGGUACUGGUGGACAAGAGUGACAGCGAGUAGGACAGGCUGUGGUGUGGAAGGGUUGUGGAUGACGGCUGAACAUGUUAUCACUCACAUUUUGAGCUCUCCCUGCCCUGGAGCCCCAGAGAAGUGUACACCAUGCAUCCUUCCUGCCCUGCAGAGCCGAUGCCGAUCCCCUGCCUGCUUGGACAAGGUGUAUUUUAUACUUUAGUGUUAGCA
Molecule: messenger RNA, 1433 nt
Organism: Acanthisitta chloris (rifleman)
Lineage: Eukaryota; Metazoa; Chordata; Aves; Passeriformes; Acanthisittidae
Gene: CAVIN1
Product: polymerase I and transcript release factor
Exons: 2
Coding region: 168-1253 (361 amino acids)
Biological process (GO): transcription initiation at RNA polymerase I promoter; termination of RNA polymerase I transcription
Cellular component (GO): cytoplasm; caveola
Molecular function (GO): rRNA primary transcript binding
Source: RefSeq, a predicted model, not a curated record